AUGGUCAGUGGUCAUAGUAUGGAUGGUCUUAGAGAAGCUCCAUUGGAAAUCAAAGGUGAAGACGUUUAUAAAAGGAUGCGAUGGGAGGCAGGUGUACAUUGCGUACAAUGUGUACCUGUGAUGCAAAACACAAGUUUGGUUCACACUAGUACAGCUGCAGUUAUUGUCUUAGCUUUUGAUCCUGGAAAUCAAGACAGGCAAGAAGAGGCCUUAUUUGAAGAUAAGGAUGUAAGAACAGAGACCAUGAGAUCACAGGGUGUUGGUGGUCAACAUGUCAACAAGACUGAAUCAGUGGUCCGAUUGACACAUGUUCCGAACUGGAAUUCCAGAGUAUUCAUGAUCCUAAGAGCGAUAUUAUCAGAUCUAAGAAAUCAACAAAAGCAAGUUGAAGAGCGUGGCCUUAGACUCUUGCAAUUGAUUUGUGUUUUCCAGGGACGAGUCACAGAUCAUAGGAUUGGGUUAACUUUACCCAGGCUACAUUAUGUGAUGGAGGGUGAUGAAACUUUGGAGUCAAUCUGGAUGUGA
Messenger RNA from Melampsora larici-populina 98AG31, 525 nucleotides. RefSeq lists its product as uncharacterized. Gene Ontology annotation, biological process: translational termination. Gene Ontology annotation, molecular function: translation release factor activity. NCBI's taxonomy places the organism in Eukaryota, Fungi, Basidiomycota, Pucciniomycetes, Pucciniales, Melampsoraceae. Bases 1 to 525 code for a protein of 174 amino acids. The transcript has 5 exons. The record is from RefSeq and is a predicted model, not a curated record.